AUGUCCCCCCGACGCCCAACGCGGACACAGUCCCGACGGCUAGUGUCCUCACUCUCCCUUGUCUUCUUUGCUUUCCUCGCUGUCCUUCUCCUAUGCCCUGUCUCGGUUAGUGCGGAUGAUGACAAGCGGUCUGAGUAUGGGACAGUUAUCGGUAUUGAUCUUGGUACAACUUACUCUUGUGUAGGUGUACAACGAGGUGGACGCGUCGAAAUUAUUGCAAACGACCAAGGCCAUCGUAUUACGCCAUCAUGGGUCAGCUUUUCGGAUGAGGAGCGACUUGUUGGUGACGCUGCCAAGAAUGCCUACGCCUCGAACCCCGAGAACACUGUCUUUGAUGCGAAGCGUCUCAUUGGUCGUAAAUAUGACGAUCCUGAGGUCAAGCGCGACCAGAAGCAUUGGCCCUUCAAGAUUGUUUCUAAGGGUGAUAAGCCUGUCAUUUCAGUGAAACACCGCGGGGAGCAACGCGACUUCACACCAGAGGAGAUCUCGGCCAUGGUCCUGGGCAAAAUGAAGGAGACGGCCGAGUCCUACCUUGGCAAGCCUGUUACUCACGCAGUCGUCACUGUCCCCGCAUACUUCAACGACGCCCAGCGUCAGGCCACGAAGGAUGCCGGUACGAUUGCUGGUCUGCAGGUGCUCCGUAUCAUCAACGAGCCCACCGCUGCCGCCAUCGCAUACGGUCUGGACAAGAAGGGCGGCGAGUCGCAGAUCAUCGUCUACGAUCUCGGUGGUGGAACAUUCGAUGUCUCCCUGCUCUCUAUUGACGACGGUGUCUUCGAGGUGCUUGCGACCGCGGGUGACACGCAUCUUGGAGGCGAGGACUUCGACAACCGUGUCAUGGACUACCUCAUCAAGCAGUACAAGAAGAAGUCGGGUACAGACGUGACGGGUAACCUGCGCGCGUUGGGCAAGCUCAAGCGUGAAGUCGAGAAGGCGAAGCGCACGCUGUCCAGCCAGCAGUCGACGCGUGUUGAGAUUGAGGCGUUCGAGGGCGGCAAUGACUUCUCUGAGACGCUUACGCGUGCGAAGUUUGAGGAGCUCAACAUGGACCUCUUCAGGAAGACAAUGAAGCCCGUUGAGCAGGUGCUCAAGGAUGCGAACCUCAAGAAAGAAGACAUUGAUGAGAUUGUUCUAGUCGGUGGUUCGACGCGUAUUCCGAAGGUCCAGCAGCUCCUCAAGGAGUACUUCGGCAAGGAGCCCUCAAAAAAUAUCAACCCUGAUGAGGCCGUCGCGUAUGGUGCCGCUGUCCAGGGUGGUAUCCUCUCUGGUGACGAAAACCUCGGUGACAUUGUCCUCGUUGAUGUCUGCCCACUCACGCUUGGUAUCGAGACCACUGGUGGUGUGAUGACCAAGCUCAUUCCCCGUAACACUGUCAUCCCCACUCGCAAGAGCCAGAUUUUCUCGACUGCUGCUGAUAACCAGCAGACUGUGUUGAUCCAGGUGUAUGAGGGAGAGCGUUCGUUGACGAAGGACAACAACUUGCUAGGCAAGUUCGAGCUGAACGGUAUCCCGCCUGCCCCUCGUGGUGUACCUCAGAUCGAGGUCUCCUUCGAGAUCGACGCGAAUGGUAUAAUGAAGAUCUCCGCCUCUGACAAGGGAACUGGCAAGUCGGAGUCAGUAACGAUCACGAAUGAGAAGGGCCGCCUGUCGCCCGAAGAGAUCGAGCGCAUGGUGAAGGAGGCGGAAGACUUUGCUGCCGAGGACGAAGCGCAACGCCAACGUAUCGAGGCACUCAACAGCCUCUCGACGUUCGUGUACGGGCUCAAGACACAGCUCGGGGACCAAGAGGGCCUCGGCGGCAAGCUUGACGAUGCGGACAAGAAGACGAUCCUGGACACCGUCAAGGAGACGACGGACUGGAUUGACGACAACGGGCAGAGCGCGUCGGCGGAGGAGCUCGAAGAGAAGCUCAACGAGGUGCAAAGUGUUGUCAACCCCAUCACGAGCAAGCUUUACUCCGGCGGCGGCGCUCCAUUCAGUGCGACGCCCGACGACGAGGACGACCCGAUCCGCUCUCACGACGAGCUGUAAUGGAUUCUUUCUUGCAUUCGCUUUUCUACACUGUUUAUUAGUCAUUCGGGAACCAAAAAUAAUAUAGAAGGUCCAGCUACACGAGAUAGACUUGGCUUUCGAGACAUCAUC
Molecule: messenger RNA, 2142 nt
Organism: Postia placenta MAD-698-R-SB12
Lineage: Eukaryota; Fungi; Basidiomycota; Agaricomycetes; Polyporales; Adustoporiaceae
Exons: 11
Coding region: 1-2031 (676 amino acids)
Biological process (GO): endoplasmic reticulum unfolded protein response; protein refolding; cellular response to unfolded protein
Cellular component (GO): endoplasmic reticulum lumen; endoplasmic reticulum chaperone complex; cytoplasm
Molecular function (GO): ATP-dependent protein folding chaperone; misfolded protein binding; heat shock protein binding
Source: RefSeq, a predicted model, not a curated record